AUGCAGCUUGUUAUAACGACUGUUGGCAUCCUUCGGUGUAUAAAUUCCACCCUUGAAUCAUACUUUGCACAUGAACUAUGUAAGCAAUAUUUGCUCACUAGUGGGCGUAAGAAAAGCCAUUUAUUCUGUUAUAGUAAGUGCAGUAACAAGAUGCUUAAACCUCAAGACAAUGCUAACGACGCUAAACCUCAGAACAAUGUUAACCAAAAUGAUAAUUUGAGAGCUAUGCAGAGAAUGGUGUACCAUUCGCUGACCGAUGUCCCUCGUAACCUCAAGGAGUGCCUUGACUGGCUGAUAGCUGUCAAGGGAACUUCCAAGUUUAACACGCAGGCUUUAGGUUACGCACUUUACAAUUUCCUAGUAGACAAGCCUGUCGGUACGACGUAUGUACCAUCUGUCGAAAAAGUCAAACGCCUUUCGAGGGAGUUCAUGCAGAAAAAGGAAUUUAAGGACUUGCCGGCAGUUGGAGACCUGCUGCGUAGAUUCACGGAACGUAUGAAUAAAACCGACUUUGUGGAUAUCAAGCGCUUUUUUGCGCUCCACGAAAGUGAUUAUGAAAACAUCGUAAAGGUCAAUGGUGUCACACCUGACAGCAUCGCAAAGGAUGUAGAUAAAAUUGCGGAUGGCUGUGAGCAGUUCCUGAAUGAGAUUAAAACCCCUGGCCAGUACGAGUCCGCUUACAGUUCAGAAGCGACGUGGGAGGCCUCGUGCUCGAAGAGGCCGGAAGACUGUGCAGCAGUCCUCGUGGGGAUUGCGCCAAUGUUGUACGCAGGUUUACAUUCUUUGCAGUUGGCAACCCUUUAUGAAUGUUUUUGA
Messenger RNA from Babesia bigemina, 816 nucleotides. RefSeq lists its product as hypothetical. The transcript has a single exon. Lineage: Eukaryota; Apicomplexa; Aconoidasida; Piroplasmida; Babesiidae. The record is from RefSeq and is a predicted model, not a curated record. Bases 1 to 816 code for a protein of 271 amino acids.